UUUUGGGAUGAUUACUUUAAGCUUCAUCUUGACGGGUCACCGCGAGCAUGGCCCCUUCCGCGCAGGCGGAGAAGCGUUUACUCUGGCAUCCACGAUGGGAGAACAAGUUUAUGGUCGGAGGAGGCUCUCAAAUGACAAUGUACGAAUGGGCACCAGAAGAAUCUGAAAUUCGACAUGUAACUUCACAAAAUGACUUGCAGUUCAUGAAGUGUUUCUCUUGGUCGCCAGACCCUGCAUUUGACGAUCUUUUUGCUGUCGGAACAGCUUCUGGACGCGUCGACCUCAUCAGACUCGAAGCUACCAAGGUCGCUCGGAAUAACGUCCUCUCAAGCGGUCCAGUCGUCACGCUUCCAGUGCGCAACACCCGGUCAUACCCCAACUACCUAGCUGUCGGCCUCGACAAAGUCAGGGGAGACUCCAGUCUCAUCAUCUGGGAUAUCCAAUCCGCCACGCCCCUCCUCUCACCCUCCAAACCCCCCAAUUUUAAUUUAUCAGAAGACACAGUAGAAGCACGUCCACAACCUCGAAUAGCGCGUGCUGAAGUCGGUCAUCACAGAACUGACGGACGCGUGUUGCAGCAACAUGCACCCACAGAAAUAGUUUCAGCCCUCGCCUUCCUCCCACAAUCUACGCAUAUGCUCUUAGCUGGUAUAUCAGCACGGUGGUUGAGGUUAUUUGACCUCCGGAGCUCAGUCCCAGCAACUACUAAUAUCGCAACUAAAGUCUACGGCAUAGCAACAUCCCCAAUCGACCCACACCAGAUUGCGUGCUGUGGAGACGGAAUUAUAACCGUCUGGGAUGCAAGACGCCUCCCGCAUCCGCUGCUUACGUUUACAGAGAAAGACGCAGCUGCUGAUGGUGCAAGACCACGCUCUGCGUCUGCGUCUUUUGUCAACCAUAUCGAGUUUUCGAGCUCGAGGAGGGGAUUGCUUGCAGCCCAUGAGAAGGAUUCUUCUUAUGUGCGGUUUUGGGAUCUGCAGCAGGCGCAUGGGAGCGAGAAUAAUUCCGACGGGGAGAGAUCAGGAGAGUCGUCACAUAGUCGGGCUGCGAAGAGGUCGUGGGCGCCUUGGACUGCUACUGGUGCUGGUGCUGUGAAUGGGAUGAGGAAUAAUAAUGUUGAAUCGCAGGAGGCUUUGGCGCUUGUGCUUUCUGAUACGCGCAAAACGACGAGCUUUCGGAAACCACUUGCGUCUUUUGCGCUUGUUCCGAGGAAGCGCGCGUUCUCGCUUACUUCCGAGGUUAUGGUCGUCAAUAAAGAUGGGGAUCUUGAACUUUAUGCUGUGUAUGAUACACCGAAACAGGCUUCGUGGAGUGCACGCGGGGAUCUUGUCAUUGGUGCUGGGUUGGGAUGCAGGGUGCUCCCCGGCUUCGAGGACCAUGGAGUUCCACCACAACCGUGGGAUAUACGCAUUGAGGAAACCACGACUUCUCGGGGGCGUGACAAAACUACGAGUCUGCCGGCAUUUGGGAGGGGCGAUGAAGAUGGGUUCCCAGCUCUGGAAAGCAAAACCACACCAUCGAAGCCGCUAAAAGUGAGGACGUAUAGUCCAGCUUCGUUUCGAUACUACCCGCUCGACCAGUCUGAGCUGUCUACGUCGCCGAGUAAUGUCGGUGCUCAGACGGCUGCGAGGGCUGAGGCUGGAGAGAAGCCGAAAUUAAAUGGUCAUCGACAAGUUGGAGAGAAGAGUUCAUCGAGAGGGAAGAUUUUACGGAGCGUGCAUCAAGUGGUGGAGGAUGAUAUCUCGAUGAUUAUGCGUCGGCGCACUAUCCGUGGAUAUGGGCUGGCAAACGCCAAGCAUAACGCCCAAGUCGUACAGGAAGAUCCCUGUUCAAAUACGACGCUGUCAGAGCUAUGGGAUUGGAUACAUCAUUCCCGUGAACUCGUAUGCUCGCCGACGUCAAGAUUACAUGGAUAUGAAUUCUCAAACCAAGGACUUUUGGGACUAUGGGAAGGAUUCGCACCGCUACCUCAAGUUCCUGAGUCGAGCGCACCGUCUUUUAGCAUCCUUGACGGUCUUUUGACGAUACCUCAAAUUUCUCCGAGGGAUUCUAGUCUUUCUCCGCUAUCUACUCCUGCUGUGCUAGACCCUUUGACGCGAACGAGACAGCCUUCUGAUGAUUUGGCAUAUGGGGAUUUCACGGCUGCCGUUGCUGCACUAUGCGCUCGACGGACAUCGAGUUCGGGACGUCCAUGGAAACCCCCUGUCCGCAACACAGAAAAGCUUGAACAGAGACAGUUUGCGUUGCAUCUCUGCGGAUGGAGUAUUGGGGAGGAGGAGAUGAACCAUGAGAUUAGAAGGUGGGAGAAGGAGGGGCAGCAGUCAAGAGCUGCAUGUUGGCUCGUUUUCACGCGACAGUAUCAAAAGGCGCUGGAGCUGCUAAUGCGGAGUCAAGACGAGAUGCACAAUCUCGUGUCCGGUACUCUUGCAGCACUUAUUCCCAGCGCUGGCAACACCUUAUCUAACGAACUGCGCACCCACGCCGAACGCCUCAUCGUCCGCCUUGAAGAUCCAUACUUCCGUGUUAUGCUUACCCAACUUACCUCCAAGGAUUGGUCCAAGGUUCUUGAGGAAGAAUCACUUCUGCUGCGGGAGCGUCUUGCAAUUGCUUUCCAGUUUCUGGAGGACGAAGCGCUAUCGUCCUACCUUGCACGCACGACCGACCGAGCCUGUACGCGCGGUGACAUCGAGGGCCUCAUUAUCACAGGGCUCACCCCCUCAGGUAUGGACAUCUUACAGAGCUACGUAGACCGUACGGGCGAUGUGCAGACUGCUGCUAUCCUCGCUGGUCAUGUGUGUCCUGCUAAGUUUUUUGACGCGCGAGCGGAGCGAUGGCUAGAGACGUAUAGGGACUUGUUGGACGGCUUUAAGCUGUUCCACCACCGAGUUGCGUUUGAUGUUGAGCGGGGGCAGAUACUGCAAGAGGCAGUGUUAAGUGGGGAUUUGGCGCCCUUUGAUUGGGCUCCGAAGCAAAUCUUGAUUCGAUGUAAUUAUUGCUCAAAGCCGAUGAAUCCCGUGUUGGGCGAGACGCAGAAGGGACGUCCUACUGCAUGUCCGCAUUGCAGUCGUGCUCUCCCGCGGUGUUCGGUCUGUCUAAUGACACUGAGCAUCGUUCCAGAUUAUACGCGUGAUGUUGGGCUCUCACAGUCGCAGGCCGCUUACCAAGACACAAUUGACGACGCAAUCGUCAUCUGCCAGACAUGUCGUCACGGUGGACACGCAUCGCAUAUUCUUGAUUGGUUCUUUGGUGAAGACGGUGCACGUUCGCGUGGCAUGUGCCCUGUGGCGGAUUGCGACUGCCACUGCGCAGAUGAGUUCUAAUUUUCGUUGUUCCAUGGAGCCUGAGCUCAGAUAAUCGGUUCUCUUGGGACGAUAUACACGUAACAGUGUCUGAUAGAAUCCUAUAGAUUGGCUUAGAAAGUACCGGAUGUCGAGUAUCUGGCGCAUAUAAUGAUUGAUAUUAUUAUUUGUAGACAUGCUGAUAUGCAGGACGUUAUAUGUUAACUCGCUGGCCAGAUUCCGC
This is a messenger RNA of Suillus subalutaceus, 3522 nucleotides long. RefSeq lists its product as uncharacterized. Bases 48 to 3320 code for a protein of 1090 amino acids. The transcript has 10 exons. NCBI's taxonomy places the organism in Eukaryota, Fungi, Basidiomycota, Agaricomycetes, Boletales, Suillaceae. Gene Ontology annotation, molecular function: protein binding. Gene Ontology annotation, cellular component: cytoplasm. The record is from RefSeq and is a predicted model, not a curated record.